AUGGCACAGCUGGAGACCGGCCUGGGUGUGCCCCUCGGGGUGCCGGGCCGCUCCAGCGGCUGUGAGCACGAGCGUGACCAAGGAGGAGCUGAGGAGGCUGAUGGAGAAGGAGCUCCCCGGCUUCCCGCAGGUGGGGGGCCUGGGAGGCUAGGGCACGAGGGUCUCCUGGGCUUCCCACAUGGUGGGAGGCCGGAGCAGGGUGACAGCAGUGUCUUUGCAGGGCAAGCUCUGCCCCGGGUCAGACAACCCAUCUACCCGCGGAACCUUCCAGCUCCGACCAGUGUUUGCUGGGCGCCGGCCGGGAGCCCACUGGGCCACUUCCCCAGCCCCAUCCUGCACCUUGGUGGCACUUGGGCCUGGGACCAAGUGUUCUGGGACUUGGGACAGUCCCGUGAGCAGGCUAAAGCGGCCAAAUCUCAAGGAAGCCCCGGGGGCCUGGGAGACGCGAGGGACACGGAGGCCACGGACAGGCUGAUGCGGGACCUGGACGACAACGGAAGUGCGUCGGUGGACUUCAGCGAGUUCAUGGGCUUCAUGGCGACCCUGCUCAAGUUCUGUCACCCCUUCUUCAAGCAGAUAGAACGAGGCUUUAGCGUGAGCGCAUGCGUGCAGACGUCUCGGCGUGGUGUCCGUGGACGCGGGCAGCCGCAGACCCAGAAAAGAACCGGGCGCGCGCGUAAGCGUGUGAGCGCCAGGCACCGGAAGCAGGGCGGGCGCGCAUGCGUGAAAGUCAGCGCUUGUGCGCCGGGCCGGAAGCGGAACUGCGCGAGCGCCGGCUGGGCGGCCAUGGAGGGUUACCUGGAGCGGUGCGAGCCGCUGGGCGAGAGCUUGGAGGAGGAGCCCGAGCCUCCGGGCGCCGCGUCGAGCGGGGACAGCGGUCACGUGUCUCAGAGCCACAGCAGCACCUCGGGGCCGUGGGAAGACGAGGGCCCGGAGGACUGCGCGCCCGGCCGCGACCUGCCGCUGCUGCGCCGCGCGGCCGCCGGCUACGCCGCCCGCCUGCUGCCCGCGGCCCGGCCCGACGUGGAGGCCCUGGACGCGGGCCUGGAGGCCUUGCUGGCGCGCGUGGAUGAGUUCGUGGGCAUGCUGGACAUGAUUCGCGGCGACUCCUCGCACGUGGUGAGCGAGGGCGUGCCGCGCAUCCACGCCAAGGCCGUGGCCAUGCGGCGCGUGUACGGCAGGAUCGACCGGCUGGAGGCCUUCGUGAGGAUGGUGGGUGGCAGCGUGGCCCGCAUGGAGGAGCAGGUGGCGCGGGCCGAGGCCGCCCUGGGCGCGUUCCCCAGCACGCUGAGGAAGCUUCUGCACACCAUCAGCGUGCCCUCCCUGUUCGCCAGGGCGUCGUCCCCCAGGCAGCAGCCCGGCGGGUUUGAGCCGCCCGUGCUGUUCCGGACCGAGGACCACUUCCCUUGUUGCAGCGAGAGGCCGCAGAUCUGA
Messenger RNA from Orycteropus afer afer, 1434 nucleotides. Lineage: Eukaryota; Metazoa; Chordata; Mammalia; Tubulidentata; Orycteropodidae. The record is from RefSeq and is a predicted model, not a curated record.